AAAUGGAGGCUGCACGUUGACCGUGCUUCGUCCUUGUCUUCAACACCACCGUGACAUGCGAAAAGAAGACAAGAACCCCGACACACACAGACCCACAGUGGAAGAACUCAGGCAGAAAUGUCUACGUCGGCUACAGUGACGGGGAGAAGGGGAAUUCCUGCGGCGGCGUUUGUCGAAGAUGUGCAGACUUACCUCUCUCAGUUGAAUCUCGACGUAAACUCCGGUCUCGCUUUUCUACAGGAGAGACUUCAGCAGUACAGGGUUGUGGAGAUGAAACUUCUUGCGCAGCAGAGAGAUCUUCAGGCAAAAAUUCCCGACAUUGAGAAGUGCUUAGACGUUGUUGCAACUUUGCACGCUAAGAAGGGUACUGGUGAGCCAAUAAUCGCUGAUUUUGAAGUGUCUGAGGGCAUUUAUUCACGGGCUCGUGUUGAAGACAUGGGUUCAGUGUGUCUAUGGCUUGGAGCAAAUGUCAUGCUAGAAUAUUCAUGUGAAGAGGCAACUACCCUUCUUCAAAAGAAUUUGGAGAAUGCAAAAGCAAGUUUAGAAGUUCUUGUUGCUGAUCUACAAUUUCUGAGGGAUCAGGUGACGAUUACACAGGUUACUAUUGCUCGAGUAUAUAAUUGGGAUGUACAUCAACGUAGACUUCGGCAAGGUUCUCCUGCUGCUUCUGAGUCGUGAGAUUCUUGAUGGGGCUGAGGUUCCUGGUCUAGACUAUGCCUGAGGUCUUCCUUCUGAUCUCUUUUUCCCAAUUAUCUUUAUCAACAUAACUCUGGAAAAGUCAUUUGAGCUUCUAUGCCAAAUUUUGUUAAUUUCAGAAUAUCUCUGUCCAACUAAGAAAAAGAAUAUAUACUUAGUCCUGUUUGAUUCUCAACAAUAGUUACCAUUCUCUGUUGUAAGUAACAUGAUGGAAUCUUAGCAUCUUGAUCUGUAUGAAUGAUUUUUCGUCCUCU
This is a messenger RNA of Sesamum indicum (sesame), 950 nucleotides long. It is a transcript of the gene PFD3, whose product is annotated as prefoldin 3. Gene Ontology annotation, molecular function: tubulin binding. Gene Ontology annotation, cellular component: cytoplasm; prefoldin complex. NCBI's taxonomy places the organism in Eukaryota, Viridiplantae, Streptophyta, Magnoliopsida, Lamiales, Pedaliaceae. The record is from RefSeq and is a predicted model, not a curated record. Gene Ontology annotation, biological process: tubulin complex assembly; microtubule-based process; protein folding.